This is a messenger RNA of Thelazia callipaeda (thelaziosis nematode), 501 nucleotides long. NCBI's taxonomy places the organism in Eukaryota, Metazoa, Nematoda, Chromadorea, Rhabditida, Thelaziidae. The record is from the annotation of a GenBank genome assembly.
AUGGCAGUGGAUGAGAUUACAACUCCUAACAAAAAAUUAAUCCGAGAAUAUCAUUAUAAUUGUCCAUGGUGUACAGAUUUAUCACAAAGCAAGUCACGGACAAUUUGGGGCAUGCCAACUUUUAAGCCAAUUUCACGGGAUAAAUAUUAUAUAGAAGAUAUCUAUGGAACAUUUAUGAUUUCUGAUCGAGCUAGCAUUGGAAGUGGAUUAGCAGCUAGCUUGACAGUUGGAAUAUUUUUUUUAAUAUUUUUGGUAACAAUUGUAUGUCGGAUGUAUAGCGGUCGAUUAGAGCAACGCAUGGGAAGUGAACAAGUAGAGCAACGAGUACAAGAAAUGGUAGUGCAUACAGAAGACUACGGAAUGGCCAAUUUAUCUGUUUGCAGUAUGCCACCUAGUGAGCCACCUCCACCAUACGAAGUUGCAAUAAGAAUGCCAAGAUUUGAAGAGCCAUCAACAGUAAUAAACUGUUUCGAUCCAGACGGACGACAACAAGCUAGCUAG